Rotaria sp. Silwood1 is the source of this 1197-nucleotide messenger RNA. The record is from the annotation of a GenBank genome assembly. Lineage: Eukaryota; Metazoa; Rotifera; Eurotatoria; Philodinida; Philodinidae.
AUGGAAUUAUUGAUGCGUGGUGAAUUUUUCUAUCGAAUUCGUACACAAACAUCACUUUCUGAAAAAGAAGCAAGUCAAUUAAUGAGAAAACUUGUAUCAGUUGUCAAUUUCAUGCAUAGUACUGAUUUAUGUCAUCGAGAUCUUAAACCAGAAAAUUUACUUUUUUCAUCAUCUCUUCUCGAUGCUGAAAUAAAGAUAAUUGAUUUUGGUUUUGGUUUUGCUAAAAAAAGUACUAAACAUCAACCGAUGACAACACCAUGUGGUACACUCUUAUAUACAGCAUUAGAAGUACAUCGUGCUGCAACAUCACUUAAUCAUUAUCAAUCAUCUUCUCUUUCGAUAUCAUCAGUAUCAUCUUCGUCUUCAUCAUUAUCAUCAACAAGUACAACUGUAGCUCUUGUACCUUCUACAUUGACAAAUACAAGUCCAAUUACAUAUGAUUAUGAUGAGUCAUGUGAUUUAUGGUCACUUGGUGUUAUUUUAUAUACAGUGUUAAGUGGUGAAGUUUCAUUUAAUUCGAUAACAACUCAUCGAACAGCUGAAGAUAUUGUUGAAGAUAUUACACCAGCUAAACAUUUUGUUAAAGGUUUGUUGACAGUUGAUCCAUCAAAACGUUUAACAAUUAAAGAUUUAUCAAGAAAUACUUGGCUUCGAGGUUCAAGUAUUCAAACAUCACAUGAUCUUUUAAUGACACCUAGUAUACAUUGUCAAGCAUCUCAAUCUCUGAUUAUAUGUGUUGUAUCUACUAAUAAUGUUCCUUCAUCUAUAUUAUCACAUACUCGUCGUUUAUGUAGAAAUGGUGUUUGUCGUGAUCGUCAUGCUCCAUGUCCACCAACAAAUGGUAUUUCAUCUUUAUCAUCAUUUGAUUUUAGUGAUGAAAGACUUUCACAAUUAAUAAAUCAAUAUCCAUUAACAACGACAAUACCACCAAAAAGAUAUGGAAUGACAUUAAGAUCACGAGCAACUGUUGCUAUUAAUGGUGUUCAGCAUGAACUUGCAUCUCCUGUUUUACCUCCACCAUUACUUUUUGUACCUUCUUUAUCUUUUUCUUCAUCUUCCUCUUCAAUUAUUAUAGAUAUACAUUCUUCAACGAAUACUAAUAGUGAGAAAUGUUCAUUAAGAUCACGCAUUCAUCAUCCAUUGGCAUCAGUGAAUAAGAAAAUGAAACGAUCCGGUACAAUAACUAUUGACGAUUAG